Messenger RNA from Melanotaenia boesemani (Boeseman's rainbowfish), 2310 nucleotides. RefSeq names its product PEAK family member 3 (gene peak3). The record is from RefSeq and is a predicted model, not a curated record. Lineage: Eukaryota; Metazoa; Chordata; Actinopteri; Atheriniformes; Melanotaeniidae. Bases 271 to 2118 code for a protein of 615 amino acids. The transcript has 4 exons. Gene Ontology annotation, molecular function: protein kinase activity. Gene Ontology annotation, biological process: protein phosphorylation.
UUCCGGUGCCAACCUCAAGCUCAGACAGAAAACGAUCAAAGCAAAACAUUAGCAGAACAAACUUGAGAAGACUUGCUUUAAAGCUCGUGACGACACAGAUGAUAGUGAGAGGCAGAGAAGAUGUGACAGAGGGUGUGACUGACACAUUUGGGAAGUGUUUCAGAGAGACGCUGAGAUAGAUAUAUAAGCUUCAUAGAGUAUAUUCAGUGGCAGUAGUGAGGUGAGUGUGAGUUGGAGGAGCAGGUUAGGUUUAGCUUUGUGGACUCCCUGAUGGCAUCUGUUUCCAGCUGCAGAGGAGAGGAGCAGCCACCAGCUCUGCCUGUCAAACAACGCAAGCAUUCCAGCAUGGACUGUGACAGUUUUACUCCCAGUCCUUUUGACCACAAGCUUCACAACUUUGCAUACAACGAAGUCUUCACUGAACCCACCGACUGUCAUGCAACUCAGUGCCCCAUUCACCAGUCCUACGAUCCUUCAAGACACCAGAUGCGAUUUUUUUCUGAUGGUAACCCACCACCUGUGCCGAAGAAGAGGCUGGUUCGCACCCACUCCUUCCCCGGUAUCAUACCCCUUUCACCUUCUCCUAGGUCUCCCCUUUCUCCUCUGCAAAAACACCCUCAGAACUUUGACAACCCCCUCUACAUGAUGGCACCAAUACCUGAUGCUUAUUUCCAUGAGGAGACAGAAGACAUAAACCCACCCAGAGAGAGUCCUGCCCCUUUAUUAUCUUUCUCCCAGCUGUCAUUUGACACCCCAGAUGAACAUCUGCCUUUCCUCUUUAGUAACUUUGUCGACCAGCAAGUUGUUUCUCAGGGAAUUCAGCAUCGCCACCUACUCUUUCUCAGAAGCAUGGCACAGAGCAUGGAAGACCGAUGCAUGCUACAGGGAGUUGCCACAGAGAGGGACGUCAGCUCAUAUCAUCCUCAGGAUUUCCUGCUGUGUGAGAGCAGCAAGCCAAAGCAGAUUGGAGACAAGAUUUAUUACAGCCUGUACAGCCCUAAUUUUCCAAAGAGGGAGCUUGGUUUAAGGGUCCACAAACAGACCAACGAGGCUUCAUCUCGCACCAAACACCAGCCAUUGCAUGCCAAUUUGCAACAUAUUCUUGCAUAUUUUCAACCUACCGACUUCCUGGAAAACAGUGCCACCACACUGCAAGCUCCCACAGCACCGUCCUGUCCUUCAACGUCAGACUGCUCUCCUUAUACUCCUGCUGGAAGCAGCACUGAGAACGCCCCAGAUGCUCCCAACAUAAGCCCUCCCACAGUUCAGUCUUUCCUUCAGAGUGGACAUUGUGUGAGCAUUGAGCGAGACCUGCCACAUGCAACUCUACAGGACUUUGUGCAGCAGAGCCGCUGGCUGCAGAGCAACGAGUGUUUGGAUUAUGAUCGACAGGUGUGUGUUCUGUUGCUGCAGAUCUUAAUGGGCUCUCACCAUCUGUACAAUAACAGUGCUGCUGCAGUUGAGCUCAGACCUCAGGAUGUUUUUCUAGUGUGGCCCAGCUGGGAGAGAGAAAACGGAGAAAACACACUGAAACGAGAUGCUUCUGAAGGUUGGAGCAGCAGGCAGAAGGGGAAAAUUGAGUGGGAAAAGAUGGAGGAAAAAGAGCAGAUCCAGGUGCUAUGGAAGACUCACGGUUCUCCACGUGUAGUGCUAACCCCAAAGUCUUCCACACUUUCAGGGCUGCAGCUUCUGGCCUCCAUCAAAAUCCAGAUUGAAGCCUUAAUUCAACUUUUCUUGCAGCCGCAAGAGAGUCCAACAUGUCUGGGUACAGUUCCACUUUUGUCCAAGUCCCCAUACCGCAGGGGGCUUCUUCAUUUGUCUUCUAUGAUUAAGAGUGAAAGCAGGCUCCAGAUGACAGACAUGGUGGCCAUGCUUCAGGUGAUCCUCUGGGGCCCACGAGUCCCUUUCUUGGAUCACAGAGGCUCUUCAAUCACUGCUGUGCAUAGCUGGCUGACAAUCAAACGAGCUCUACUGGUGAUGAAGUUGGCAGAAAAGGGACUGAUUCAGGAUCAGUCUGCUCUGGAUUGGGAGGACAGCAUGUGUCUGCAGUAUCUGUCAUUUACAGACUCUGAAACAAUUCAGAACGUGGUCACUCAGCUGUGGCGCACUGAACACUGACGUAAGUUUAUAAUCAAGCCAAUCUGUUGAAAAAUUAACUAUCAGUAAAAUUGGUUGUAAAUAUGAAGUAAAAUUAUUUAAAUUCUCAACAGUUCUUAUGUUUAUAUUGAUGUGGAAACAGUUUUUUAAAAAAUCACUUCUUGAAAUGUAACUUUUUAAAUCAGUUUUCAAAUUUAAGUGAAUAAAUCUUUC